Oryzias latipes (Japanese medaka) is the source of this 3959-nucleotide messenger RNA. RefSeq names its product solute carrier family 12 member 9. Gene Ontology annotation, molecular function: potassium:chloride symporter activity. The record is from RefSeq and is a predicted model, not a curated record. Gene Ontology annotation, cellular component: membrane. NCBI's taxonomy places the organism in Eukaryota, Metazoa, Chordata, Actinopteri, Beloniformes, Adrianichthyidae. Gene Ontology annotation, biological process: potassium ion homeostasis; cell volume homeostasis; chloride ion homeostasis.
UGAAAUCCAUUAAUUCUGGACAUGUUUUUCUAAGUCUGGGACUUCUGCAUUUAGUAUUCUAAAAUUUGGUGUGCAAAAAUAAUUAAAUGUUUUGUUUCUUUUCCACAUUUUACCUUAAAGGGAAAACCUACAUGUUUUUUUGAAUCAAUGUUUUAUUUAUGUAUAUAAAUGUACACAUAAACAUAUUGCAAACUGAAACCGAUAGAUACAUUUGGGAAAAAAAUGCCCAUUAGUCCCCUAUUGGGUUUUCCUAACACUGAUGACGCAAAUGACGUCAUGGUUUAAUUGGUUGAGGUCUCACCUGCAGGUGCAGGUGGAGGGGUUUGAGUUUACCGCCCCGGGUCAGUGCUACAGUGAACUGAGUCAACGACUUCUUCAUGAUUUUAAAUGACCACGUUAGUCUUCUUUUCUUUCAAAUCGAGCGGCAGAAUCGCAAAGAAUGACAGAAAAAACACCUUUGUUGCACCACGGCCGGAACUCCGGAUCCGGUCCAGAUCCGCAGGUGUCCGACCUGACCGGGCUCCAGGGGGGCAGAGUGGCCGGGCGUCCGGCGGGCCCGAAGCUCGGAGUCAUGUUUGGAGUGGUCAUCCCAACCCUGCUGUCCAUGUUCAGCGUCGUCGUGUUUUUACGCGUGGGAUUUGUUGUGGGUCAAGCUGGACUGUACCACUCCAUUGCCAUGUUUAUGGUGGCGUACUUCAUCAUUACAAUGACUGUUCUUUCUGUUUGUGCCAUCUCUACCAACGGGGCUUUACAUGCUGGAGGCGCUUAUUACAUGAUCAGUCGAGCCCUGGGCCCUGAGUUUGGAGGCAGCAUUGGAAUUAUGUUUUUCCUUGCCAGCGUGUGUGCAUGUGCUCUUUACAUUUUGGGUUUGGUUGAGGCCAUCAUGACUACUUUUGGAGUACCAGAGGAAGAUGCUGCGGUUGCUGCUGGUCAUCAGGUGUUGCCAUCGGGGUACUGGUGGUGUCUGCUUUACGGCACCAUUCUGCUUUUUCUGUGCUUCAUUGUCUGCUUGGUGGGAGCUCACAUCUACGCCAAAGCCACUUUCUUGAUUUUCAUCAUAGUCAUGGCAGUCCUGGCUUCUGUGUUCAUUAGUUUCUUUGUUCUGGAGCCCACUGUGGUGAUUCUACCAGAUACUUUUCAUGUUAACAACACCAGCCCAGCCACUGCUAAUUACACUGGCGUCAGGCUCCGCACUCUGGAGGGCAAUCUAUUCUCUCAUUACACGGUGGACUACACCACCGGUGACCUGAUGAGUUUCGCCACUGUGUUUGCUGUCUUGUUUAACGGCUGCACUGGGAUCAUGGCCGGAUCAAACAUGUCAGGUGACCUAAAAAACCCCAGCUAUUCCAUCCCGAGAGGAACGCUUGCAGCCGUUCUCGCAACUUUCAUUAUAUACAAUCUCAUUAGUCUGCUGUCUGCGCUGACCUGUGACCGUUACCUUCUCCAAAGAGACUACAGUUUUCUGGGAGAUAUUAAUGUAUGGCCGCCAAUGGUGACAGUUGGAAUCUACUCCUCUGCCAUGUCUGCUGCAAUGAGUAGCCUCAUAGGAGCUUCCAGGAUCUUGUACGCUCUAUCAAAAGACAACUUAUUUGGUGUAUUUUUGGCACUUGCAAAGAAAACCGCUCGGAGUGGGAACCCCUGGGUGUCUGUGCUCAUUUCGUGGCUCUUCGUACAGGUGGUGCUAUUUGCUGGAAAAUUGAACACCAUAGCUGGCAUUGUCACCAUCUUUUUCUUGUUGGUUUAUGCUGCUGUGAACCUGGCUUGUUUGGCCCUUGAAUGGGCUUCUGCACCAAACUUCAGACCCUCAUUCCGCUUUUUUACGUGGCAUACCUGCACUCUUGGCAUCCUUGGCUGUCUGGUCAUGAUGUUCUUGAUCAGUCCCAUUUACGCUUUUGCCAGCAUAGUCUUCAUGUUGCUCCUCUUGAUGCUUAUACACUACCUGGGGCCAUGCAGCAACUGGGGCUACAUAAGCCAAGCUCUUAUUUUUCAUCAGGUGCGCAAGUAUCUGCUGAUGCUGGAUGCUCGAAAGGACCACGUGAAGUUCUGGAGGCUGCAGGUGCUGCUGAUGGUUGCAAAUCCUCGCAGCAGCACGCGCCUCAUGACUUUUGUUAAUGACCUGAAAAAAAGUGGUCUCUAUGUGCUGGGACACGUAAAGCUGGGAUCCCUUGAUGGCUUGCCUUCUGACCCACUGCAGAGCUAUUACGACUCCUGGCUGUCUUUAGUGGAUCAUUUGAAAAUUAAGGCAUUUGUAAACUUCACUCUGGCCGACUCGGUCAGACAUGGAGUCCGGAAUCUGCUUUUCAUUUCUGGCUUUGGCGGAAUGAGGCCAAACACCCUUAUCUUAGGCUUCUAUGAUGACUGCAUCCCUCAAGAUAACUUGUGCAGUGACCUGCUCUUGUCUGAUGAAGGAGUAGAUGCGGUCUGUCCGAUUAUAAAUUCUGGGCAGCAUCUUUCUCCGUUUUUCCCUGAUGUACGAGGUGCUGAAGAACCCAAAGAGCUGAGGGAAGAAGAAUAUGUGUCCAUCAUUGCAGAUGCUCUCAAAAUGGGAAAGAAUGUGAUUCUGGCUCGUUAUUUUAACCAGUUUGAUCGGCAAGAAGUGCUGGGUUUAGGGAAAGGGUUUAGAGAUCACCAAAAGGUAAAAGGGCCAUUCAUUGAUGUAUGGCCUCUGAAUCUGCUUCAGCCUGGCAGCCUUGGAUACGUCAACAUCUCCUCAUUAUUCCUGCUGCAGCUGGCCUCCGUGCUCCAAGAGGUCCGUGCCUGGAAACAAGCCAGUCUCCGCCUGUUCUUGUGUGUGGAGGCUGGUGGCAGGCUGCAAGAAGAAGAAGAAUUGAGGCUUCGGAGUAUGCUAAAAGAGUUGCGAAUAUCAGCUCAAGUGCAGAAGGUGGCUUGGGAUAAUGUUGUGAGACUGCACUGGCAAAGAAGAGGUGGGGAGGAAGAUCUGGUGGAGUACCCACAGACUGAUGAAGAGAGGCUGAGGCGGCAAAGUGAUAAGGAUGACUCUGUUCAGACCCGCCUCAGUGACGCUUCGCCCACGCCAGAUGAGUACAUUUGCGCCGUUAACAGUCUAAUAUUCCGGCACAGCUCUCCUCAAACUGCUGUGCGUUUCCUGCAUUUGCCCCACCCCCCAUCGGAUGCACGCCGCUAUCGUGUCUACCUGCAUCAGGUGGACUUGUUGAGUAGGGACCUUGGCCCGACUUUGCUCAUCCAUGGAAUUACUCCUGUCGUCACAACGGAUUUGUAGAUUAUCAGAAUCAAACUAUCCCCAUUUUUAUGUGCGUUUGUCACCGGAUUUCAACUACGGUUAAUCCCACAUUUAACAUUGAUCCUGGUUAUAUUUGCACAUUUUAUAAAAUGAAAGGAAAUUGACAAAAAGUUCUGAGCUGACCCAUUGAGAAACUUUACAAUUUUACUUUUUAAAAUAAUAAAUAAAAGGUUUGUCAGAAGUUGAUCAAAAAAUGUCUUGAGGUUCUUCUGUAGUUUAGGAAUUGUCACGUUUGAUGACAAUUAUCCAAAAGAAAGUCAAUGAUAUAACCGCACAGCUAUGGGAAGAAAUUAUUUUUAAAAAUGUAUUCAAAAUGUUUUUUUCUUGACAUAUCUGUGACGUAUGUUGCUUGAUUUGAGAAGAAUUUGAUUCGUUUUGCAGAGUACUGACACCCGCCCACACACUCCUGAACAGCAUGCAGGAUGGUGUGUUGUCACAGAUGGAGGCAGGGUUUGGCGCCAUCCAAAAACCUUGGCUGCCUAGCAUGUUAGCAUGUUUCUUAUGCUUUUCAUGCUCCAACAUUAAGUAAAAAUCACAAAGAAGCAACAAUUAUCAGAAGGCACUUGUGUCAAAGGUCUCUUUCAUCUUGAGCGGCCAUCAGUAGAGGAAGAAUGGAGUUAGCCAAGAAUUUGCAUGAAUGCUGAUGUAGGAAAAAUACUGAACUGUAAGAAAAUAAAUUGGUCUUUAAAUGCUUGAA